AUGCAAAUCGAGCAGCUGCUGAGAAAUACAUUGGCAAUUUUCGAUCGGCCUUCAAGGAUUGUUACUUUUCUCGACGAUUCGAUCCAAAAAAUAUCAAAGUAUGGCAACUUAUUUUUACUUUAUCUAAGUCAGAACCGCCCCUUGUUGGCAAUUUUGCGUGGCGCUGAAUGCUUGUUAGCUGUUGGUCAAGGAAAACGAUGCGUUGAUUGGAUCAAUAGUAGUCGGGAAGGCAUCAGAGAUGAAGAAGUGGCCUUAGUUAGGAAUUUAAUUAAUAAUGAUGCCGAUUCAAAUCCCGAACACUUGGACGAGUUGCUGGAAAAAGCAAAAGUGUUAGCUGAGGUCGAGGAACGAAAUGAACAUCUUGCUGGCAAGCGGCGACUGUUAUCCGCAUUCGCGGCACGAAAUAUCACUUUCGAUCCGGCGAUUGUUUUCAGUGAUCCUGAAUCAUUUGAGUGGUCACAGAUUGAAGUGAAACUAGAAUGGCUGCAACAGGUUUGCUUUGUUUCUAACAUUGAUAUCCAGCUGUGCUUGGAAUUCUUGAACCACCCGUAA
Gongylonema pulchrum is the source of this 552-nucleotide messenger RNA. The record is from the annotation of a GenBank genome assembly. Lineage: Eukaryota; Metazoa; Nematoda; Chromadorea; Rhabditida; Gongylonematidae.